Messenger RNA from Caenorhabditis remanei, 6459 nucleotides. RefSeq lists its product as uncharacterized. The transcript is spliced from 27 exons. Gene Ontology annotation, molecular function: protein binding; catalytic activity. NCBI's taxonomy places the organism in Eukaryota, Metazoa, Nematoda, Chromadorea, Rhabditida, Rhabditidae. The record is from RefSeq and is a predicted model, not a curated record. Bases 1 to 6459 code for a protein of 2152 amino acids.
AUGAAAACUAGAUCUUUAUUGUUGAGUCAUUCAUUAGUGGCUAUUGUAGCUGUUCUUAUUACAACUGCAAUAUGGCUUACGACAUACUUCGUCGCUGUGAACCCGAAUAUCAACAACGGAGGAAAUGUGGUCAAUAAUAACUUCUCAAAUAACUAUUGUCCGAAUACAGAUAACACCUGCCAACUUCCUCCAAUGCCGAAAUGUGCAGAGACUUGCGAAUUCGUGAUAUGUGAAUCUAUUCCAGUUGGACUAACCUUCAAUUCUAGUUAUCCCAUCUUCAACUCAACAACCAAUUGUUGGUUGAGAUUGAUGAAAGAAGCGAAAGAAGAAAUUCUAAUUGGAAGUUACUAUUGGAGUCUUCUCGUAAGAGAUACUGGAGAUGGUUAUGACACAGAUCCGACGAAUACCAGUGGUGAUGGAGAACUGAUCUACAACACCCUUCUGUCUACUGCUGUCGAUAGAAAUAUAUCAGUGAGAAUAGCCCAGACUUAUGAGAAUGGAGGAUAUUGGGAGACGGAAAAUUUGGUUCAAAAGUCUAAUGGAAGGAUUAGAGUUAGAAGUUUGGAUUUCACAAAUUGGUACCCCGGCGGCAUUCUCCACACAAAAUCAUGGUCAGUUGACGGCAAACAUUUCUACAUUGGAUCUGCAAACUUCGAUUGGAGAUCUCUCACCAAUGUCAAAGAACUCGGAGUAGCUGCCUUUAAUUGUCCUUGUCUUGCUAACGACUUAAAAAACCUUCUGGAAAUUUAUUGGACAAUGGGAGCACCUGGAGCACAGAUACCAAAACAAUGGGACAACAGUUUAUCAACUCCCGCGAAUCAUCAAACUCCUAUGAGCGUUUAUCAGCCGACUGGUAGUCAGGCAAUGUAUAUUUCUGCAUCCCCACCAGGAUUUCAGUCUUGUGGUAGAGAAGAUGACUUGGCUGCGAUGAUAAAAACUAUUGAUGAAGCGCAAGAAUAUUUGUACAUGGCUGUUAUGGACUAUGCUCCUUCAACGAUGUACCUCAAAAAUGAGAAUAAAUGGAAGCCAGAAUUAGAUAAUGCUAUCAGAAGAGCCGCAUUUGAAAGAGCCGUUCAUGUUCGUUUAAUGAUCUCCUUGUGGCCACAUACAUAUGCCUCGGCGUACGGUACAUUGUACUCUUUGCAAGAUAUAUCGGAUCACUUGCCAUGCUAUAAGUGGGAUUCUAAGGAUAACUGUAUCAAGAAGGGGUCCAUUGAGAUUCAACUGAUUGAGGUUCCGGCAAUGCAAUAUGGAAAAAUUCCAUAUGCAAGAGUGUAUCAUAACAAGUAUUUUGUGACGGACAGUGCAGCUUAUAUUGGUACCUCAAAUUGGUGCUCUGACUACUGGCAAUACACCGCGGGUAUUGGAAUCAUAAUCCGAGCCGACGACUCGACUGCGAAAUCUCAACUGGUGCAACAAUUCACUUCCAUCCAUGAGAGAGAUUGGUUCUCUCCUUACACCAUUCCUCUCAAAAACUUUACAAUUUCCGAUUUCCAGGUUGUCGACAUGAGAUGGGGCGUUCGAGAUGAGUCAACUGACGAUCACAUGACUACGAAACUGUGUCUCUCGGAAAUUGCUAACUGUCAGAGACUUUCAGUCGGAGCAAACUUUGUGGUCUUUCUUUGCCAAAAAUAUGGGUACAGACCAAUUCCAUCUGAAAUCUUGUCUACUGAAUUAGAGAUGUUGAAACGAACUUUGAAGGAAGAGCAUGAAGAUAUUUCUUUGCUGGAUAGCUGGUAUAUUGAGGAUACGAACUCGGUGCCUCCCAUGUUUGUGCUCCAACAGAUCAGUUCAAUUCUGGUUAACUUCAAUAACAAACGAAUCCCAAAACUGCAAGAACAAGAUGCAAAACAAUGGUGGGAAUGCGAAGCGAAGAUGCAACAAAUGUUGAGAAAAGGAGCAAGAAGUUGUUAUGAAAAAGGCUUUUUGGAUCAUGAAACAAUGCAUAACUACUUCAUGUCUGUGACAGAAAGAGAGGUUGUUCAUGGUAUUCUGAAGGUUAAGAAUCCAAAUGAACACUGUCUUUGCUACAUUCGACACAUCAAUAAUAUAGCCUUGUCCCAGAUGAAAACAGCGUCAAAGUUUGUGGAUAUCGCACAUAAUCAUGUCAACUCUGAAGCCCAAAAGCUGCUUGCAAACUUGAGAGAUGAGCGAGUUCCAGCCAAACUUGCAAUGCAGAAUAUCAGACGAUCAACUGUGGAAUGGGUUGGAAGAGAUGGAAUAGAUGUUCAAUACCAUGCGGAAUACAUCCGACAAUUCUGCACAGAUUUCUAUACAAGUAUCACGUCAAUGGUUGAUAAUGCGAUGGAGAAACAUGCGAGGUUUCGAGAUCAGUUGUUCACUGAAGUGUUGACUCAUUUGACAACAGGGAUUACUGUAUCAAAUAUGUUUUUUGGAAGGAAUGAGCAACUGGACUGUGCGAAACAAUAUGUUUUGGGUAACUCAAAUCUUCCAAUUAUUCUUCAAGGAGAAAAUGGUUGUGGGAAGACGUCUCUUAUGGCGAAAAUAGCAACACAAAUCAGAACAUGGUAUGAUAACACGUGUGAGCCGAUCGUCCUUUUGAGAUUCCUUGGAACAAGUCCUGAUAGCUCAAAUAUUGCUCCAUUGUUGACAAGUGUUUGUGAUCAGAUAGCAUUAAAUUACGAUGAAACAUUGAAAAACUCUUCGCCCACCGAGCUAUCAAAGCUGUUCCAACACUUCAAAAAGAUUACAUACCUGGCUACACGAGAACGUCCUUUGAUUAUACUUUUCGACAGUCUUGAUCUCCUCUCAACUAUCGAUGGAGCACAUGAACUUCUUUGGUUUCCACCUUCUCUUCCUCCGUUUGUGAAACUGUUUGCGUCUCUCACUCCUGGUGCAAGUUUGAUCUAUUCGAAAAUGCAGAGAUUAAUUGAAGAUAAACGACAGUACCUUAUGGUUCCAAGUCUCGGAAAAGAAUUGGGAUUUCGUGUUGUCCAGGAAUGGUUGUCAGAUAAGGGAAGGACUUUGUCAGAGAGACAAUGGAGUACGGUAUCCAAAGCAUUGGAUAAGUGUACUCUUCCAUUAUUUGUGAAGUUGAUUUAUGCGACUGUGGCGAGAUGGAAAUCGUAUUCUCGUCCUCAAGAAACUAUUCUCUUCUCAUCUUUGCAAGAAAGUAUCAAUGUGUUGUUUCACAGAACGGAAAGUCAACAUGGAAAGCUCCUCGUAUCUCAUGCUCUAUCAUACAUUUCUGCUGCUCGAUCUGGAAUUAGUGAUUCAGAAGUUGAAGAUUUGAUCUCUCUCGAUGACAAAGUGCUUGAUGACAUUUAUCAAUACCAUCUACCACCUGUUCGAAGAAUCCCACCUCUUCUAUGGAGUAGAAUAAGAUCUGAUCUUCCUGGAUACUUAUCGGAAAGAGCUGCCGACGGUGUCAUUGUGCUUAACUGGUACCAUCAACAAUUCCGUCAAGUCGCCAUCGAGAGGUAUUUCAAGAAUGUGAAUCAUUUGGAGACGUGCCACUCUGCUAUGGCCGAAUACUUCCUGGGUGUCUGGGGAGGAGUUCCAAAACCUUAUCAGUAUACAGAAAUGCAGAAACAAAGAUUUGGAGUGACUGAAAACGAGGGACUUGCUGAUAGAAAAGUGCCGAAGCAACCGAAUGUGUUCUCGUCGAAAGAUGGAAACCAUCGUUACAAUACGAGGAAGUUGAAUGAGCUACCGUAUCAUCUUUUGAGAUCUGGAAGAGUUGAUGAACUGCUGACACUUUGUCUUUUUGAUUAUGAGUUUCUUCAUGCGAAAGUUUCAAGUUUUCCAUUACAAUCGUUGAUUGCCGAUUACGAAGAUGCAAUUCAGAAUGUUAGAGAUGUAGAAAUUUCGAGACAAUUGACAUUGGCAGUUGAUGCGUUGAGACUUUCUGCAAGUAUCUUGAGCCGUAACCCAUCAAUGCUGGCAUUCGAACUGUUAGGGCGUCUUCUUCCUCUGGUUGCUACUAACAAAUAUGUCAGCAAACUUCUUAUCAAGUGUGACAAAGAAGGCCCUCAACACAACGCCUUCGUCCCUGCUCAUCAUUGUUUCCAUGCUCCUGGAGGUCCUUUGAAGUUCUCGUUGGAAGAACAUCAGUUCGCGGUUUUUGGAAUGCAACUGACUUCUGAUAGAAAGCUAUUAGUGUCCACUUCAACUCAAAUUAUUGUUUGGGAUGUUGCAACAGGAGAUAUUGCGAGAGUUGUGAAUCCAAAUAUCGACGGUGUCUUUUUUGGAUUAGCUGUUUCUGAGAAUGAUAAGUUCGCCGCUGCCUACACGAAUAACAAUCAAGUUAUUGUUGCCUCAUUGGUAACUGGAGAAUUCACAGCGAUUGAUCCAGAACCAUUUGUGACUCAAAUGGAGCUACAGGCGAUUCGUUUCGUUGGUAACAACAACAUUCUAAUGUGGUCUAAAUCUCAGUACUUGAUUUAUACAGUUAACGGAAAUAUAGUCAGCCAAGGAUCUGAAAGUGAAGGGGAACAUAAUAAUCUAGUUCAUAUUUUCUAUCGAGACAAGUUAAACAUGAUGUUUUUGCUAUGGACCGGAGAACGAGAUGAGUGGAGAUUGGUGUUGAAGGGGACACUGAAUGACGAAAAAACUCAAACGAAAGGAAAACUCAACAACUUCUAUUGUGAAGCUUCCAUCACAUUUCUCGAUAACUAUUUCAGAAAAGGAUUCGCUUGUGUCGCUCAUAAAAGCAGUCUGGACCCGGAUGGAGAUCACAACUUUGCUCUUGUCCGCAUCGCACUAUCUGGAUCAAAGUAUAUAACAGAAGAUGUGAUUCAAGAGGGACUACCAAACCGAAUAAAUGAUAUAAAAAUCUUUGAGAGAAACUGUGCAGGCAGUCAGAGUCAGAAUCAAAAUCCUUGGAUUGUUGGAGUUAUGAUUGAUAGUUUUCUUCUAUACCGUGACAACUGUGAAUUCAAGCCAAUCUUUUUGAAACUUCCUCUGAAUGUUCGAAACAUUCCAAUCCGUCCAAGACACACUACAACUGCCGUCACGUUUGCUUCUCAUGACACUGUUUUUGUGGCUGGAGUCAGAAAACAUUUGUUCCUUUGGAACGUUGCUUCAACGGAACUCCUCCGUUCCCUCGACGCUCAUUUCGGUCGGAUUCUGAAUCUCGAUUCUGUCAGUCAACUAGGCCAGAACAUUCUCAUCUCGUCCUCUCUGGAUCACACUAUCAAGAUUUGGAACAUGGAGAAUAUAUUCGAGAAAUCAUUUUCUGUUUCCACAAUGGAACAAUCUAUUGAAAAAAUAUCCGUGGCGAAAGACAAUCCGACGUUGGCCGCAGUGCAGACUAGAAAGAAUAUUGGAAUUUGGGAUAUUAAAUCUCAUCGAUAUAUCGCGUCUCUCGUUGCAAAUGUUCAUGGAGCAGUGGUCUCUGAUUCUCUGUUGGCUGCAGAUGGAAGAACAAUCGUGGCGAUUGAAUCCGAUCAACUGCUUCUCUGGGAUCUCCGAACUCAAUCAGUGAUUCAUUCUGUUCAUGCUCCGAAUGUGUUUCAGAUUUUUUAUAUGAAUAAGGAAGCGUUGAUCGGUGUCAUCUACCGACAAGUGGAUUCAGCAGAACAGAAAAUAGCGCGUCUUACAAUUUACAGUAUCGCAGAUUUCAGUGUUCAAUAUAAUUUUGAAUAUCCAUGCAGAUUAUUCAAAGAUUGUGCGAUUUUAAGAGACGGAGUCACUGGAGUUGUCAUAACACUAUUCAAAGGACACGAUAGUCUUUUGGUGUUUGAUGCUGUUGAGAAAACUCAGAAGAUGAAAUUCCGGCCAAGACAAUCGAAGAAACAGAAAGAUGUCAUGAUUAAUAAGAUUAUUGCAAUGCCAUCGAAUAGUAAUCAGGUUAUCGUAGUGGAAAGUGACAACAAAGCGAGUGUUUGGGAUAUUCGAGUCAGAAAGUUCCACAGAACAUUGACUCAAUUCAAUGGUGUCGUUUCGAAUGAUGGAAAACUUGGAUUGUUUGCACCUGCAAAAGGGGGACUUUUCGUGAUUGAUAUGAGAAGUGGACAAGUUGCGAAGACAUUGAUUGGUAAUGUAACAGAAGGAGUGAAUGAUGUCACUUGCUCGUUUUCUCCGAACGGUCAAUACGUUUUCUAUUAUCACAGUGGACACAAAACAUUAAGAGUAUUCCGAGUUCUCGAUUGCCAACUUAUCGGAACUUUUCGACCGCACGCAACAAUCACUUGUUGGAGUUACGAUCCGGAUGGUUUCUUUGUUAUCCUUGGCGCACAGGAUGGCUCUCUUUUGACUGUUGUACUGAAUGAUCCGCUUGCAAAAGAAGAAACUCUGAACAAAAUUGCACUACUUCCUUGUCGGCGUCAACUUGCCGAGUUUCUUCAUAUUCAUGUUCCUGAAGAAGCUGAGCUUGAUACUUUUGAUCUUCGCAACCUUGGAGCUGUUACUGCUGCUGUCACUCGCUUCAAAUCGCUUCUGGACAACAAGAAAGGAGGCGGAGUCACCAAAAAGUCUCACGUUUGUAGUAUAAUGUGA